Messenger RNA from Hippoglossus stenolepis (Pacific halibut), 9032 nucleotides. RefSeq names its product scribble planar cell polarity protein (gene scrib). Gene Ontology annotation, molecular function: protein binding. Lineage: Eukaryota; Metazoa; Chordata; Actinopteri; Pleuronectiformes; Pleuronectidae. Gene Ontology annotation, biological process: neurotransmitter receptor transport postsynaptic membrane to endosome; neurotransmitter receptor transport, endosome to postsynaptic membrane. Gene Ontology annotation, cellular component: postsynaptic density; adherens junction; postsynaptic membrane. The transcript is spliced from 47 exons. The coding region runs from base 932 to 7135 and encodes 2067 amino acids. The record is from RefSeq and is a predicted model, not a curated record.
GGCUCAACCCUCGCCCAGCCCCCCACACGCCAAACCGGCCUGCCUCGGCUCAACAAGGUGGGGGGUGUCGGAGCGCGGCUGUUGCUGAAGCCCCUGUUCUCGCUCGCUGGCAUUUUUGUACCACCCGUCGCCCAGGAAAGAGCAGCCACCGGGCGGGUUUCCCUCGCGUCUUUUUGAGGGGGGGAUGUUGACACCGACGCACACCGGCUGAAGAAGGUGGUUUUCCGUAGCAUUUCGUGACACAGCCCUUAGCCGGAGGUAGCUAAGCACAAAGGCGUUCAUCCAGCCGCCAGCCGAGGUUAGCUAACGGGAGCUAGCUUGCUAACAACACAGCCGGUGAGGACGUCCCCUGCGCAGCCGUACCGCGGGUUAAUCUCCGCCGACUCGCGCUCGCGGUGUUUUGGGCGAUAUCCGUGUUAGCAUUCAGCCCGUCGCCACUCAUGAGCGGGACACCGGGAGCUGCGUGUGUGCGUAGCGGGCUCGGCUGCGUGUUUUUCCCAGCUAGCGACGACGGAGCUUCGGUCCAGCACCAUCCAGGGACGGCGGCGGUAGCAGGAACGCGCUAACGCUGCUUCCAGUGCGAACGAGCCCGUGGACGAAGCGAGGCGACGCGGUAAGCCCAACUAGGAGGGGGAUCCUCGGUUCCGUGUGUACAGGGUUAGUCGUUCCCGGAGGUGGAUGCCGCUGACAGCACUCGGGACGCGGCGGGGCUGACGCUGCGGGACAUCGCUGACCGAUCGAAGGGGAUUAAUUUCGCGUCUCUAUAAGUGGAUUUCGGCCUCUUCCUCUUCAGGGGAGAACACCGUGAUUUGACAUUGAGUGAGCCCCAACAACCCACCCGCUGUCCCCGCGACCUUCCCACCCCCCCAUCCGAUGCGGAGAUCUCAGUAGCACCGGCGACCCAAUCCCCCCCCCCACACGGCGGCCGGACAUGCUGAAGUGUAUCCCCCUGUGGCGCUGCAACCGCCACGUCGAGUCGGUGGACAAGCGGCACUGCAACUUGCAGACGGUCCCCGAUGAGGUGUUCCGCUACAGCCGCAGCUUGGAAGAGCUCCUGCUCGAUGCCAACCAGCUCAAGGAGCUACCAAAGCCUUUCUUCAGACUACUGAACCUACGGAAGCUUGGCCUGAGUGACAAUGAGAUCCAGAGGCUACCACCUGAGGUGGCCAACUUCAUGCAGCUGGUGGAACUGGACAUCUCCAGAAACGAAAUUCCUGAGAUCCCCGAGAGCAUAAAGUUUUGCAGGGCCUUAGAGAUCGCAGACUUCAGUGGAAAUCCCCUCUCCAGAUUGCCAGAUGGUUUCACUCAACUCCGAGCGCUGGCUCACUUGGCACUCAACGAUGUGUCAUUGCAGGCGCUGCCCAACGACAUUGGAAACCUGGCCAACCUGGUGACGUUGGAGCUCAGGGAGAACCUGCUGAAGUCUCUGCCCUCGUCACUCUCAUUCCUGGUGAAACUGGAACAACUGGACCUGGGCAGCAAUGAACUGGAAGUUUUGCCGGACACCCUCGGUGCCCUCCCCAACCUGAGGGAGCUGUGGCUGGACCGUAACCAGUUGUCCUCAUUACCACCAGAGCUGGGGAACCUCCGGAGACUGGUGUGUCUGGAUGUGUCAGAGAAUCGUCUGGAGGAGCUUCCCUCGGAGAUCAACGGCCUCGUGGCUCUCACUGACCUGCUGCUCACACAGAACCUGCUGGAGGGCGUCCCAGACAGCAUAGGUUGUUUGAAGCAGCUGUCUAUACUGAAGGUGGACCAGAACAGACUGACCCACCUGACCGACUCAAUAGGGGAGUGUGAAAACCUCACAGAACUGGUUUUGACGGAGAACCUUUUACAAUCACUUCCUCGCUCUCUGGGCAAACUGAAGAAGCUGACCAACCUGAAUGUAGACCGCAACCGUUUGGGCAGUGUGCCCAAAGAGCUGGGCGGUUGUGCCAGCCUCAACGUUCUCUCCUUGAGAGACAACCGCCUUGGCAAACUGCCUGCUGAGCUGGCAGAUGCUACUGAGCUGCAUGUGCUGGAUGUGGCUGGAAACAGAUUACAAAACUUGCCUUUUGCCCUGACAAACCUCAAUCUGAAGGCCAUGUGGCUCGCAGAGAACCAGUCGCAGCCGAUGCUCAAGUUCCAGACAGAGGAUGAUGAGCUAACAGGAGAGAAGGUGUUGACCUGCUAUCUACUGCCCCAGCAGCCUUCCCCAAGCCUAGAAAACUUGCUACAGAACAGUGUGGAUGACAGCUGGACAGACAGCAACCUGAACCGAGUGUCGGUCAUUCAGUUCCAGGAAGAGACCAAGGCUGGGGAUGAGGAUGAUGAGGCUGCAGCAGAGCGCAGAGGUCUUCAGCGCAGAGCCACACCGCACCCCAGUGAGCUGAAGGUGAUGAAGAAGGUGAUUGAGGAGAGGAGGAAUGAGGCUUACACAACCAGAUUUGAUGGAGAAGAAGAGUCCUCUGACCCACAGGAGAAACGGCUCAGCGACCUCUCCAAUCAAAGUCACGACUCCCAGGUAUCCAACAGCACAAUAUCGGCCACCUCCCACGAGGAGAGACAGAACACGACCGCCGUCUCGCGGAGGGAGGAUCUUGUGGAUGGCCAUUCCCCUCAGGAGGAGGACGAGCUGGAUGAGAUGGAGGUGGAGUACAUUGAGCCCACUGUGCACUUUGCAGAAGAGCCCAUCAUCCGCGGGGGGGAUGAGGACGACGAUGAGGACGGGGAAGACGGUGAGAGGAGCGAGGAAGAAGAGAGGCCGGCCAUUCCCGCAGAGAAGCAGCGUCUGAUCAGAAAGGACACGCCACAUUACAAGAAGCACUUCAAGAUCACCAAGUUGCCCAAGCCCGAGGCGGUGGCCGCUCUGCUGCAGGGCUACACUGCUGACGUACUCAACUCUCAGAAACAGGCGGCUGAGGAUGAGGAGGAUGAGCAGAGUAUUGGUACCCCUCAGCAGCCUCCCAGAGUGGAUGAGCUGGAGGACAGCCGGCAACAGGUCAACUCCAGUCAAGUGAAGACCAACCAGAACAUGUAUCGGCAGAGCUGGAAUGUGAGAUCUAACGAGCCUUGUUUGUGUCAUAUGGGGGUGUCAUUUGAUCAAGUCAAUAAUCUGCUGAUUGAACCUGCUCGAAUUGAGGAGGAAGAGCACACCCUGAGCAUCCAGCGACAAACAGGCGGUCUGGGCAUCAGCAUUGCCGGAGGGAAAGGAUCCACGCCUUACAAAGGAGAUGACGAGGGAAUCUUUAUCUCCAGAGUAUCUGAGGAGGGUCCUGCAGCCAGAGCGGGGGUCAAAGUGGGAGACAAACUCUUAGAGGUGAAUGGAGUCGACCUCAAUGAGGCAGAACAUCACACAGCGGUGGAAGCUCUCCGCAGCUCCGGUGCUUCAGUGUCCAUGUCAGUGCUCCGGGAGCAUAUGGUGGAGCCAGAGAACGCCAUCACCACCACGCCACUGAGGCCGGAGGACGACUACUUCCCACGGGAGAGACGCAGCAGCGGCAUCGCCUUCAACAUGGAGCCCAGCCUCAGCGGGCCCAUGCAGCGGCUGUCCACCUCCCUGUUCCGCAACGACAAGGGGCUGGGAUUCAGCAUCGCAGGGGGGAAAGGCUCCACGGCGUACCGCACAGGAGACACGGGAAUCUACAUCUCUCGCAUUGCAGAGGGCGGAGCGGCACACAGAGACAGCACGCUGCGUGUCGGAGACCGGGUGAUCUCUAUCAAUGGUGUAGACAUGACAGAGGCCAGGCAUGACCAGGCAGUAGCGCUUCUUACCGGCACCUCCCCCACAAUCGCUCUCCUGGUGGAGCGAGACCCGAACGCACCAGGGGGCUCUCCAGGUCAAUCCCGGGCACGUGCCCACUCCCCUCCACCCCCAGAACCCUCCGAUUCUCCGGACCAGGAGGAGGAGGGCCUCUCGAUUCACGGGAACCACCUGACUCGGAUGGAGGACGAGUACCCAAUCGAGGAAGUAAUCCUGGUGAAAUCAGGUGGCCCCCUUGGCUUGAGCAUUGUGGGAGGCAGUGAUCACGCCAGUCAUCCGUUCGGCAUCAACGAGCCUGGGGUGUUCAUCUCAAAGGUGAUUCCUCAGGGCCUGGCAUGUCAAAGCGGACUUCGCGUCGGAGACCGAAUAUUAGAGGUGAACGCCAUCGACCUGCGUCAUGCCACUCACCAGGAGGCCGUGCGAGCCCUGCUGGCCAACAAGCAGGAGAUCCGUAUGCUGGUGCGGAGGGAUCCUUCACCGCCUGGGAUGGAGGAAAUUGUCAUCCAGAAGCAGCCGGGGGAGAAGCUCGGCAUCAGUAUUCGUGGAGGGGCCAAGGGUCACGCUGGAAACCCCUUUGACCCCACGGAUGAGGGAAUCUUCAUCUCAAAGGUGAGCUCCAGUGGAGCAGCAGCAAGAGACGCCCGACUGCUGGUUGGCAUGCGGAUCCUGGAGGUGAACAACCACAGCCUGCUGGGGAUGACGCACACGGAGGCAGUGCGGGUGCUUCGUGCGGUGGGAGACUCUCUGUUCAUGCUGGUGUGUGACGGGUUCGACCCAAACAAAGUCACAGCUGUGGAGGCAUCUCCUGGCAUCAUUGCAAACCCGUUUGCAACAGGCAUUGUGCGCAAGAACAGUAUGGAAAGCAUCUCUUCUAUAGACCGAGAUCUGAGCCCAGAGGAAAUGGAGAUCAUGCAGAAGGAGUCUGAGAUGGUGAGAGAGACGUCACAGUGGGAGCGAGAAGAGAUGGAGAAAGUGGAGCGAAUGCGCUUGGAUCGUGAGGAGGCAACUCGCCUGCUAGAAGAGGAGACUGAGAGCAUCGGCACUGGACCUUUAAAACUUGACUACAAAACCCUGGCUGCACUUCCCACCACCAGUCUGCAGAAGGUCAACAGGUUCUCUACCUCUUCCACUGUGACUGCUCCCAUGGAGGCCCCCCUGCAGGCCCAGUACGGAGCCCCUUUAGAGCCCCUGGGCUUCAGCUUAGUUCACCCCACAAACCCCCUCAGCCACAUGGAUCCCGAGUCCUGCCCUGGUCUAAACGCGGAGCAUGAUUUUCUCAAUGGAUCCCAGUUCGCCCCGAAUGGGAGUUCCAGUGCUGACAGCGCCUGCUCGUCAACAACCAUAAACUCAGCAACAUUUGCCCCUGAAGAAGAGGAGAACCUGGUGGACUCUCAGUCUAUCUGCUUCAAGGAGAACCCUUUCCUGGUGGCCAAUCGCAGGGGAAAAGGUCGCCCCCCCGGCCAGCAGGUCCUGUCGGGGCCUCCUGUCGGCUACGGGAAACCCGGCCAACUGCAGCCGUGGUUGUUCAGCAAGGCCCCUUCCUCUGAUUUCACCAGGACAGACAGCCCCAUCAGGGAAACACCCUACUCCCCCACCAUCCAGCCGCCCAGCCACCACUCUUCCAACAGCUCCCUGGCAGGCAGGGAGACCCGCUUCGCAAACAUUCAUUGCACCUCCACUCCCACUGCCAAGGACACCAGCCCAUCAUCAACGCGACCAGGUGCCAUCCAGCCAGUCGGCCGCGUGUGGCCGAGUACCUCCCCCGCCACUCCGGAAGGCCACAGUCCCAACCCCUUUCAGCAUGGCCCCUCCCCCUUCAACUCCCAGACCUCUCCUCGCGCCCCCUCCCCCACCUCGCCCGACGAGUUCCCCAUGAAUGUCAAGCAGGCAUACAAGGCGUUUGCCGCCGUGCCUCGCUCACUGGCAGUGCUGGAGCCGCCGCAGGAGCUGUAUGGUGUGAGGAACAAUUUUCAUCCGAAGCAACCUUCUCCAGAGCCUGAGUUGAACAACGAGGUGUUUGAUGAUGACAUAGAUGGUCAGGAGGGAGCUGGGAAGGGUGUGACCGGCCAGGUCUCCCCCCGGCAGGAAUAUAUGAGCCUGGCAGCAGUGCCACGUCUCUCCAGGCCUUCAGUGGACCUGCAGAGUCCUUCUCCGGGGGGUACGGGCAGCCCAGAGCAGCGAUCUUUCAGGGACAGACAGAAGUAUUUCGAGAUCGACGUGAAGCAGCAGACUCCUGAAAAACCCAAACCUCGAGUCUCUCUUGUUGGAGAGGAUGACCUCAAGAACAUGAGGGAGGAAGAAGCGAAGAAGUUUGAUCAGCGGGCGCAGGAGUACCUCCUGGACGAAGAUGAGGAGGAUGAGGAGGAGGACUUGGCCAAGCAGGUGGCUCAGAUGAAGGCCAGUGGCAAAGUGUUGCUGGACGGCGUGGAGUAUAAAGUGGAGCCAGUGUCCAGCCCUUCUCAGCACUGUGCCACACCUCCAAGCUACAACCUCACACCACCGAGCUACUGUGGCAGCUCAGGACCCUCCUCUGUUGACGGUAAAGGAGACUCUCAGAGGAAUUCAAUGGAGGACAGCUUCAGGCUGGAUCAGAGGCCCAACUCCAUGACGGGUCUGAUCCCAGCGUAUCAAGGGGAGUCGGCGGCUCCCAUCCGCACGGCCAAGGCAGAGCGCCGACAUCAGGAGAGGCUUCGUAUGCAGAGCCCCGAGCUGGCGGUCGCCCUCGACAAGGACCUGUCCCCGGCCGAGAAACGAGCUCUGGAGGCUGAGAAAAGAGCCAUGUGGAGAGCAGCACGGCCCUGUGGUCUAGAGGAGGAUGUUAGGCAGUAUGAGCAGGACCUGGCUAAGAGGCUCUACCAGGCCCGGGUGAGGGCGUCUCAGGGCACGGCUGAGGCCCCCCAGCCCCCCACCUCUUCCUCUACCUCCUCCUCUGCAGCCUCCCAGCUCAGGAUGAAGUCCCUGGAGCAGGAUGCGCUGAAGGCUCAGAUGGUCAUUGCAAAGUCUCGCGAUGGGAAGAAACGUGGGACGUUAGACCAGCUGACGGAGUCGCCGUCGCCUGCUCCCACACCCUCUCCUACACCUAUGGAAGAGCUCAGUCCUUGUGGAGUCACUUCACCGGGCAGACUGUCCCUGUCGUCAAAGAAGUUUGACUACCGACAGUUUGCCGCCAUUCCUUCUUCCAAACCCGUAUACGACAUCCAGUCUCCUGACCCAGUCGACGACCUGCAGUUUAUUGACGACGGCUCCAACAGCCCAGGACCCACUGCCAACCCCGAGGCAGAGGUCGCCCCCCCGCCGCCCGCCACCUCAGCCCUGGAGGAGAUGGCCUUGUACAGCAACAAGCGCAAACUGAGGCAGGGUCGCCGCAGCCUGGAAACCGCCGUGCCCACGUAACCCCUCACACACCGAGAGAAGGAACCCCGAACACACACACAUUCGCAUACGCUGUGGAACACUGGCAAAAAAAAACACGAGGGUGCCGAGUCACUCAACACUACACGGUGUCAGUAGAGCGAGAUUUACUCUCACACAUAUAUAUAACCACUGCAGAGACUACAGAGCUUGAUAGUUGCCACACAUACACACACACUCACUUAUAUCCUGCGUGCCAGUCUUGCCUUUACAGUCUGGGCGAGUCGGCAAGUUGCUCAACGGGCGAGAGAGAGCCUGUGUGGUUAGCUAGGAUCGCUACUUACAGACAUUCUGUUUUUAUUUUUAUCCACGCUCUGCCUAGUAGAUCUAUUUUAACAAGAGGUGACCGAAAUAUUUAGUUUUGUUUUAUAUUUGUCUCGCUCCAAUGAUUUAAGAAAAAGCAAAACAACAACAAAAAAAAAAACAUACUGGAAGAGAAAAGAAAUGGGUCAUAUCUGUACUAAUGAUAUUUUUAGGAUUUCAGUGACUAGAUUGUAAAACGUCAGGGGGGGGGGGUUUCUUGUGACAGGGGCGGACAGGAGUGUACAUAUUAACUGAGGGAACAUCCUGCUACCUUCACGCUCACUAGCUUUUAAAAAAACACACAUAUUGUUUUUGCACUGACACUGAUCAGCUUUUUAAGAACAUAUCUUUACUAAUUUAUUGUUUUACUCAAAUUGAAGGCCUUUUAUUUUACACUGUUUUAACACAUCCAGUCCGUUUGGGUUCGAGAGGAUAUCGAGGUUCAUCACAAUCCCAGAUUAUACAUUUCUCAUUAAGGAAUUGCUCAUUACUUUAUCAUUAAAUCUACUUUAUUAACCUGACCAGGGGCGUUUUGAUUUGAUCAUAUCUACAGCUUUACAUGGCUUGGAUGGAAUCAGCAUCAGAAAGUGAAAUGUUAUCACAGAUUUUCAAAAUAAAGCAUCUGUUUAGUUGUUUAUUCUGUGUUUGCAUUCCCCCUGUAAAGAGUAUGACCACCUGCUGGAGGCUUCAGCAGUUACAGCCACUCGGAAUAUUGAAUAUCAACAUUUGGGAACAUGCAUCAUUUGCUAUUUAACGGUACUGACCCUGCCUUACCCUUACCCCUAUUUUUUUAAAUAUUGAAUCAAUGUGAAUCAUUAAUUUCUAUCCUUUGUUUUAUCAAGUGACGUGAAGGUAGCAGGUGUUUUUUUUUCUGUCUAUGGAUAAUUUAAAUCUGAUGCCACUGAGAAAAAAAAAAAAGUCAUUUAUUGUUGUGUGAAUAAUGUACAAAUACUGAAAGAAGAAAAAAGCAAACUUUGGGUUGGACACGGAGCCGGUUUGGAGCCGGACCAAUCGAGUGCGUGGGUUUGGACGGGCUCGGCGUCGGGACGCUCUCUGCGUGUAUAUUGAUCUGUUGGUGGGGGAGCUGCGAGAGGCGGAGCCCAGGAGAAGUCCCUCUCGACAUGUCGAUGACAUUCAGCUCGCCGCUUGACGUUCUGUCGGUUUAGGAAUCUGACGGGUAUUUUUGCAGAAUCACAGCAUCGUAGCAUUUGUGUUAAUUUAAUGUAGGGUCUUCUAAUUCUAGCUUUCCAUGUUGCUCACUGACUGAAAUUCAGUUUGUUUGAUAACAUUUUCAAUGGCUGAUCUCUUUUUUUUUUAAAUCUUACAGUAGAUCUUUUUUUUUCCCCGGUGGGUUUCACUACAUUAUUAAUGCAGUGUUUCAAGUUUGUGUUCAUUCUUUUGUCUUGAGUUCUGUUUGGGGGCUUUUACUUGCAAAUAGGUUGGAGGGAUUGGGUCAGAAGUCCCGGGGUCGAGGGUUAGAGCUCAUACAAGACUGUAACUAGUGAAUUUGUACAACCAAAGAAGUCUAUUUUGUCGUUCAGGAAUAAUAAAUUUUACUUUUCAUUUAAGAAGCUGA